AACGGAAUCAAUCACAGGUCUUUCGUGUUCCGUGUUGAAUUGUCAACUUUCGUUACAUUCAGCGGAACGCAUAACCUCAUUUAAAUAAAUAACGGAUAAUCUCAUUUGCAUAAAUAAGUUUAUGCAAAAUGAACGUGAGCGAAGGAAUCAAUUUAAAAUGCGGCUAUUGUGGCUGGCUUAUCGCGGGAUCCUGUGGUAAUAUAUUUCGGCACAAAUGUUUCAAGAAAUUCUCAGAAGAAAUGCAUGCAUUGCAUGUUGAUGAGAACCAUGUUGCAAGAAUGAUCGCGAGAAAUUACUACAAAGAAAAUGACCCACAAAAUACAAGCGUAAUCCCUGUCGAGGACAAUUCAAAAUCAAUAUCAGACGAUAGUGAUGAGAUUUUAAUCGAACUUGUCUUCCAAAGACCCGCAAUUUGGAACUAUAAAUUACCUUUAAGGGAUAGGACCAAAUUAAAGAUCGAGGCUCUUUGGGUGGAAAUUUCGAAUGUGAUGGGAGGAGGUAAAGCGACUCCUACAUGGGCUAAAACUCGCUGGAGAGAUUUACGUGAUUCCUAUGUAAAAGCGAGAAAGAAAGCAAGAGCUUAUAUUCCAAGUGGAUCCGACGCAGAGAGUGCAACAAAAUUGCGAUCUACUUCGUUCAGAUUUUUUAAACAAAUGCAAUUUUUAGAAGUAGCUUACACUACAGAAACCACGAUAAGCUCACUGGACCCGAUUCCGUUACAGAUCAGUCAAAAUUCUAAUGCAGAUUUAGAUGGAUGUUUUAGUGGAGCUGCAACAAAUGUAGAUGCAUUAACAGUGCCACUAGGGCCAUCGCCAAUAAAAGUACCCAGUGGACCAUCAUCAGCUCCUCUUCUGUUAAUUUCUGAAACAGCAGUAACAAGAGCUAGUCCAGCAUUAACAAAAAAAAGAAAGUAUCAAGACACUGAUCCAAGUGGAGUUGCAACAGAUGCAGAUGCAUUAACACUGCUACAGAGGCCAUCACCAAUAAUAGUGGAACCUAGUGAACUAUUAUCGGCUCCUCUUUUGUUAACUUCCGAAACAGCUGUAACACCAAAAACUAGUCCUGCGUUAACAAAAAAUAAAAAAAAGCAUCAAGACACUGCAAUGCAGGAAGUUCUACUAGAAGCUUUACGCGAGUCUUCAAAAGCCCCAGAUGCAGUGGAUGGAAUGCUGCUAAUGUUAGGAGAAGGCCUGCGACGUUUGUCAUUCCGGAAAAGAUUUCUGCUACAGAUUAAAUGGCUAGGUGAGCUAAUGGAAGCUCAAGAGCGUAGUUUAACUACCAAUGAAUAGUGAUGAAUAUGUGAUAUGAAGUACAAAGAAACGCAAGCCGAGUGCAUGCUUUCUAGCUCCACGGUUACUUCGAUGAAAAUGACAAUGUUGAUUCAUAUUUGUACAAUUUUAUUUUAUUUUUAUAUUGAUUC
Messenger RNA from Linepithema humile (Argentine ant), 1420 nucleotides. RefSeq lists its product as uncharacterized. Lineage: Eukaryota; Metazoa; Arthropoda; Insecta; Hymenoptera; Formicidae. The record is from RefSeq and is a predicted model, not a curated record.